Messenger RNA from Oryza brachyantha (malo sina), 1452 nucleotides. RefSeq lists its product as uncharacterized. The transcript has 9 exons. The record is from RefSeq and is a predicted model, not a curated record. NCBI's taxonomy places the organism in Eukaryota, Viridiplantae, Streptophyta, Magnoliopsida, Poales, Poaceae. Bases 23 to 1036 code for a protein of 337 amino acids.
CUUCUCUCCCCGCGCGAAGGAAAUGGCGACCUCGUCGCCGCCCCCGCCGCUCCUCUCGCAGCAGUGCCCUCGUGCUGCUCCUCUCCUCCUCCGCUGUGGCCUCCCUGCUCCACCCUUCGCCCUCCCCCGUCGGCUGCGCCUGCCCCUCCGCCGUGCUCCGCCUCCCGCGCGCGCCAAGUUCGGCAAGUUCGAGGCAUCCGACGCCCCCGCGGGGGGCGCCGGGGAGGCGGAAUCGGAGCCGGCGGCGGAACAGAAGGCCGCAGAGGAGGACGACAGCUGCUUGCCGUCGGACUUGGAGGGCGCGAUAUGGCAAUCCGGGAAGGCGACCGCCGAUUUCGUCAACUCCGGGGGCAUGCGAGCCAUUGCAGAGCUACUGAUUCCUCAGCUGGAAUUCCUGAACGAGGAAGGAGCACAGGCUGAGGUCUGGGCACUGUCAAGGAUAUUUCUGGAUACACUUGUAAAAGAGACAGGCCAGAAAGUUAAGGCCAUUUUCCCUGAUGCUGGAGCAGCUGCCCUUCUGAAGUAUCAGUGGACAGAUGCAGGGUUCAAGUGCGCCAGCUUAAGUGACCGUAAACCAGUUGACGUUGAGGAUGAAGUUGUUGUUAUGGUUAUCCCUGAUCAUCAAAUGGUGGAAUCUGUUGAACGCAUAGCAUCUCAACUCUCUGAUGAUCCUAUAAGACCUCUUGUCAUGUGGAAUCCACGCCUUGUUAGCGGAGAUGUUGGAGUUGGCUUUAAUGUUCGGAAUCUGCGCAGAAAUUUCCUAAGUACUUUUACCACCGUUUACUCAAUGAGGCCAUUGCCAACUGGUGCAAUCUUUAGACAAUAUCCUGGAAAGUGGAAAGUAUUCUAUGAUGACCCAAAUAGGCCUAAUCGGUAUUUGCUUGCCCGAGAACUUGUAAGCCGGCCUGAUGCAACAGACAUUGAGAUAAUAUUCGGAGGCGGUGAUGAACAAUCUGAAGAGGCACCAUCACUGAUGAACAAUGUCAUGGGCGUGUUCAGCUCCAUGAGCCGGUUUAUGAAAGUCAUCUCCAAGUGAAAAUCACAGCCAAGGCUAUUGUUCAUAUUUGAGGCCGUUGAUGAGAAUCUUUCUGUCUUAUUCAUGAAUAUGCAAGAAGAUGCAUGGUUAUCAUGUGCCUCCCAGCAUUGGCGGUGUUGGCGUGUUGCUUACUCUGCAACUCCAUGAGUUACUGGCUGCAUGCUGCUACUGUCUACUGAUGAAUGGUGUCUAGUUCGCGUUACAGGCCGUGCACGUGGUUGCCAGGAUGUGUAUGCGCACACAAUGUACUGUAGAUUACUCUGCAUCUCUGGAUGAUCUUAAACCAUGCAUAUUAACUCUUAUAUUUAUUUCUAUAGCUGGAUAUAUAUUUAUGUAGAUAAAUACCCUCUUCAUAUUUUGAGAGAUGAUGUUGUUGACUUUUUAAGUACAUGUUUAACACCAUUCAUGUUAUUCAA